Cotesia glomerata is the source of this 5755-nucleotide messenger RNA. RefSeq names its product anion exchange protein 3 (gene Ae2). Bases 525 to 4310 code for a protein of 1261 amino acids. Gene Ontology annotation, cellular component: plasma membrane. Lineage: Eukaryota; Metazoa; Arthropoda; Insecta; Hymenoptera; Braconidae. Gene Ontology annotation, biological process: bicarbonate transport; transmembrane transport; regulation of intracellular pH. The record is from RefSeq and is a predicted model, not a curated record. Gene Ontology annotation, molecular function: solute:inorganic anion antiporter activity; monoatomic anion transmembrane transporter activity. The transcript has 8 exons.
CACAAGCAGUCGAGCACAGACAACGGUUGGCAGUGUACACGUUACCGUUGUUUCUUGUGGUCGUUUACUUGGUUGUUCAUCGCAUACACGAUAUAUAUGUAUUUAUAUUUAUGCAUAUUAUUUAGUAAUCCUUUAUUUACUUUUUCCUUAACUUUAUUAUAAAAUAAUAGAUACUCAUAUCAGACACCGGAUUAUCAUUUUUAAAACUCAAGUUUCAUCUAUACAAUGAAUAUCCUUAAAAAUGUGAUACAUCAUCAUAAAAACGUUUAAAAAACGUUCGUACCCGUUAAAAUCGGUUCUCGUCACGGAGUCAUUAAAUUCCGAUAUUUUUUCAGAGUUUUUUAAAAAAAUUGCAGCUAACAGAACGGAGCUGACGUCAAAACGCCUUCUCCACAUGUGGACAUCGCCGUCUCGUUUAAGAAUCGGUCGAGCACCAAGGAAAAAGCCGUGAACUGAUAUACUGUGAUAUAUAUUAUCCUAAAAAAGUAAAAUCGUGCUUUUUUUGGCUUUAACAUUUCAAAACGAUGGAUAAUUCUAAGAAGUCAGCCUAUAAACGGAAACUCUCAUUUUUGGGUUUUGGAAGAAGAGUGAGUACCGACGGAAAUGGUUCGGAAGCGGGCCCGGAAUUGGACGAGGAAAUGGAAAAAGUGUUUGCCAUGGGUUCUGGAAGGAAAUUCGAUGUAUCUCGUUUAGGAUCACCUUCUGAAUCAGUUGGCUCUGAUCGUGACCGCGAUCGGGGUCCUCCACCGCGAUAUGGUGAUGACAUCUUUGAUCAACACCGCAAAAGAAGUUACCCUCAUCCGCACAUGCCUUUAAAAAGCCUACAUUCCAAGUCGAUGCGUAGGCACUUAUCACCAGAAGGAUCGAUAGAAUGCGAAAACGAAGACGAAAACGUGAAUGAGAAUGGGCAAGUAGAAUCCACUGAUCAGCAAUCAGAUACCAUAGACAAUGGUGUUGCCACUACACGAUCAAAUGAUGUACAUUCACCGUCAGAUGAGCAAGAAAAUACACUCAGCAGUGAGUCUGAAGCACUAACUUCUGAAAGAGCAGCUUCGAUUAUCAUUGAUGGUACCGGAAUCGGUAGUCCUCGAGUCCAAUUCGAAAAAAUUCAAGAAGAAGAUGUUUUGUCAUCCUUAGAAGGACCGCAUAGUGAUGAAGAACGAAAAUCGCGAAGACAUCAUAGUAAACACCACGAUUACAAAAGACACCACCAUAAAUCCAGAAAAUAUUCCCUUCAAGAAGAUCCACAAUGGCGCAAAAGAUCAGGAGCAGGUCUUCCAGACAACGUAGGACUGUUGGGCAGAAGAGUAAGUGUGCAGCCAGAAGAAGCGAGUACUCUGCAAGAACUCGAUAUAGAUGAUCUCGAAUCUCAUCGAAGUGAUGAUCCCCGUGGCAUGAGAAGACAUAAGGCUUCACACCCAACAAUACAAAUAGGCCGGAAAAAAGAAGGCGGGAUUCCUCAUGAAACUUUUAAAAAAAUGUACGAUCAUUCACCGCAUGAAGUUUUUGUUCAACUGGAUGAACUUCAUGGAGUGGGUGAAGAACGUGAGUGGAGAGAAACAGCUCGUUGGAUUAAAUAUGAAGAGGAUGUUGAAGAAGGAGCAGACAGAUGGGGUAGACCUCAUGUUGCUUCUUUGAGUUUUCAUUCAUUGCUCAAUCUUCGUCGAUGCUUAGAGACUGGCGUUGUUUUGUUAGACUUAGAAGAAAAAGAUGUACCUGGUAUGGCUUAUAGAGUUGUUGAACAGAUGGUGAUUGAUGAGCUUAUUCUGCCUGAAGACCGUCCAGUUGUUAUGAGAGCUCUGCUACUUCGUCAUCGACAUGUUAAUGAACAUGAAAGGGGUUUUCGUUUUGGUGGAAAACGAAACUAUUCUAGUUAUACCAGCCUCCAGUCUAUCUGGCUGGAGGAAGAAGAUGCUACGCGGGAAGACACUGAAAAACACAAUUUGAACGACUCAAAGCCAAAAAUCGUGCCAUCAAGCCAACCUCAAGACAACAAUCACACAACAGUUGACAUAAAAGAAGAAAUGACGUAUACAAGCAGCAACGAAGAUUUGAAAAAAUCUCACAACAACGACUACAUCUUCAAACGUAUACCAACAGGAGCAGAAGCAACAGUUGUUUUGGUUGGUGCUGUUGAUUUUUUGGAUCAACCUACCAUUGCUUUUGUCCGACUGGCAGAAGGUGUCUUCAUGCCAUCAAUAACAGAAGUUACAAUCCCAGUACGUUUUGUCUUCACGCUACUCGGUCCUCGUAAUACCGAUUUAGAUUAUCAUGAAAUAGGACGAUCAAUAUCAACACUAAUGGCCAACAAACCAUUCCACCAAGUAGCAUACAAAGCUAAACAACGAGGUGAACUUCUUUCAGCUAUAAAUGAAUUCUUGGACGACUCAAUUGUAUUGCCACCAGGUGAUUGGGAACGUCAAGCAUUGCUACCAUUUGAUGAGCUUAAAGCUAAGAGCAUAGCAAUUAGAAAACGAAAAGCUUCAGCACUUGCAAAAGCUGCUCCUACGACUCAAGGUGAAGCUGCAAUAAAAAAAGCUAUUCUUGCUGGGGAAGAUGGUAAGCGGCCACCUGAUGACGAUCCUCUUCGUCGAACACGCCGUCCUUUUGGAGGGCUUAUAAACGACAUUAAACGACGUUAUCCAUUUUACUUGUCUGAUUUCACAGAUGGGUUAAAUAGUUCGUGUAUAGCAGCAGCUAUUUUCAUGUACUUUGCUGCCCUAUGUGCAGCCAUUACUUUUGGGGGUUUGAUAAGUGACAAAACAAAAAAUGUUAUUGGGAUUUCAGAGACUCUUGUUUCUUGCUCAUGGACAGGAGUUAUAAUGGCUCUUUUUGCAACACAACCUCUUGUGAUAAUUGGUACAACUGGACCUUUGUUGCUCUUUGACGAGAGUCUGUAUAAUUUUUGUUUAGCAUAUGAUCUCGAAUUUCUGACAAUGCGACUUUAUAUCGGCAUGUGGCUAGGUAUAAUAGCCUUGGCAAUAGCCUCCAUCGAAGGGUCCGUUUUAGUAAGACUUUUCACUCGUUUUACGGAAGAAAUUUUCACUGGACUCAUUUCACUACUCUAUAUCGUCGAAACUUUCAUAAAGAUUUAUAAUUAUUUCAAAAAAAAUCCCUUGCUACCAGAGUACUGUUUCGAUCCGAAUGACAACAGUCCUUACUAUUCGACUAAUCUAACCAAUCCGAAAGAAUAUCUGAGGCUAAAUAAUGAAACAGAAAUGAAUUCUUCCACAAUAAGUUUAUCAUUUCUACCAAGUUUUAAUCCUUCCGGUUUGUUGAUAAAUCAACCAAAUACAGCUCUGAUGUGUACUAUUUUGUGUUUUGGAACAUUUUUAGGAGCGUAUUACCUCCGUAUUUUCCGCAACAGCCAUUAUUUGGGCCGUAGUGCCCGAAGAGCAUUUGGAGACUUUGGAGUUCCAAUCAGUAUAAUUAUUUUUGUGUUGAUAGAUUACCUCUCUGAAGUAAAAACAGAAAAACUUCUUGUCCCUGAAGGUUUGAGUCCUACAAUGCAGGGAAGAAAUUGGAUUGUAUCGCCAUCGGGUAUCACCAAACCGAUUUCUGUCUGGAUGGCAUUUGCUUGCGCAGUUCCAGCUCUACUCGUCUAUAUUCUUAUUUUUAUGGAAACACAAAUAUCAGAACUGAUAAUUGAUAAAAAAGAACGUAAAUUACGAAAGGGAAAUGGAUAUCACAUGGAUAUUGUUGUGGUGUGUUUAAUGAAUGUUGGAUGUGGAUUAAUGGGUGCACCUUGGUGCUCAGCAGCGUCAGUACGUUCUUUGACCCAUGUAUCAGCAGUUACGGUCAUGUCGCGCACUCAUGCACCAGGGGACAAACCUUAUAUUGUCGAGGUGAAAGAACAAAGAGUUAGCGCGCUUCUUGUCGCUCUUUUGGUAGGAACUAGUGUUUUUAUGGCUCCCCUGCUGCGCCGAGUACCCAUGGCUGUCCUUCUUGGAGUCUUCUUUUACAUGGGUAUAUCGUCAACCAAUGGAGUACAAUUAUUCGAUCGUGUUAAAUUGUUCUUCAUGCCUGUUAAGCAUCAUGGAACUGCUAAUUAUGUGAGACGAGUUCAAACUUACAAAAUGCAUCUAUUUACAUUGGUUCAAAUAUUAUGUUUGGCUGUACUAUGGAUUGUCAAAAGUACACCAGCAGCUCUCGCACUUCCCUUUUUUCUUAUUCUUAUGAUACCUUUACGCUCACAAAUGACGCGAUUCUUUACAGCUGCUGAGCUCCGGGCGCUUGAUAGUAAAGGCCCUGAUAAUGAGACUGUUGAGGAUGAACUUGAUUUCUAUGAAGAAGCACCACUUCCUGGUUAGAUUGUGCCUUAUCUACUUAUAUUCCACCUUUUGUUUAGGACAUUAAAUAUCCUUCUGUAUAUUAUCUAUUAUUUUGUCUCUGUUUAUUUUAUUAUUUCUUUUUCAUGUUAAAAUAAAAGCACCAAUUAUUGACACUAUAAGAGACAUUUGAGAUUUCAAUUUUUAACAUAUUGAUAAUUUAAUUUUUUUAACUUUUUUUUUUUUGUAAUUACACUAAUUAGUCUUUUGACUGAAAAUUUGUGGUUUUUAAUAAUAGUUUUUUAAAUUUAAUAAUUUAUUUAUAAUGAUAAAGUCAAUUACCUGGCUACACCAAUUAUAUUAAUGAAUUGACAAAUCAACAUAUUCAAUUAGUGACAUACUAAUAUAGUGAUAUACUAAUGAUUGACAACUACAACGCGCUGUCUAAAUUUAUUUGUCUAUAUGAGAUACAAUUUAAAUUUUGAGUACUAAUUAUUGACACCCGUUAUUUGAAAAAUAAUAACGAUUAAAUUGAUUGUAAAUAUCUAAUAUUGUUGAUCUUUCAUAAUUUAUUUAUUUAAUAAAAAAAAAUCUAAAUGUAAAUAGAUGAAAAAAAUAAUUAAAAAUAAGCUUUAUAAAAUUUAAACUCACCAAUUGUUUUAAUAGACUCAAGUAAACUCUUUUUGUCUCUUUAUAGUUAAAUUUUUUCUAUUUUUCAGAACUAUUAAUUUUUUUAAUUCUUUAAAUUAUAAAGAUAAUACGAAAAAGUAUACGAUUAGUAUUAAUAUUGUAGGUAAUUAGAUAAAUUUUGAAAUAAAAUGAGGUAUCAAUAAUUGGACCUUCGUCAAUAACUAGUGCUUUUAUUUUAUAGAUAAGAAAAAAAAUAUUUCAAUGUUGUUCAGUUUUGACUCAACGAUAAAAAGUCUAAUUGCAUUUUUAAUUUAUUUGGUUACUAUUAUUAAUCUUUUAUUGAUUUAAAAAUUUUUUUCUUCAUUUUAUUUUAUUUUACUAAUAAAUAAUUUACUUUUAAUAUAGUAUAAAAAUAUUGUCAAUUAUUAGAGAGAAAUAUUAAUUUCUUAAUCUCAUAUAUGAUUACUUAAGUAAUAAUUGAUGAUAAUUAAUUAAUACCGUGAUAUUAUGAAAUUUUAACAUAUAAGUGUAAAUAUUUAUUAUAAAUAUAAUUUAAUCCUUAAAUUUGGUAUUUUAUCCCAGUGAAUUCUUAUACUUAAUUGAUUUUAAAUAACUGAACUUAUCAACAUUAUUGGUGCUUAUUUUAUUUUGAGAGAUUGAUUAUUGUACAGAAAAAAUUAUAAUUGAUGAAUUUUAUUAUAACAUAAUGAAAUUCCUUACUAUUAACUUUAUUAUGAAUCUUCACUUUUAGUGAAAUUUUCUUGCAACUUUUUAAGAUUGUGCUACCUUAGCAUUACCAGAUAGUGAUAUGAUUGAAAGAAGUACAUUAUCAAUCAUGAAACGAUUCAAUUGAAAAA